AUGCAUCCAACUCUACGUCUAUCCCGAUCCACCAUCAGUCUCAACAUCCUUCGCACCACAGCUCCCACCUUUCUCUCUCUCCCAAUACCACCAGCAAACCCCAGAGUCUCAUGUCUACGAUUUACCCACCGGUAUUUUAGCGACACCAGCAGCAAUCGCCAAGGUGAAAAACCUAGCGUCAAAGAUUUGCCCGCGUCGCCUGCGAGUCGCGAGUUGGAACAUCCAGGCCCUCCACCCCCAGAUACCAGAAAACCAUCGGUCGCACCGCCCAGCGAGCAACAGAUAGACGCAGACCGGGAACGGCGCGAAAGACACCAACAGAAGCAGCGCGACGAAGCAGUCGCGGCAGUGGCAGAGGGGACGACGUCGACGGGCGCAAAGCCGACAAUAACUAGUGGCUCAGAGUCGCCGAAUAUCGAUGCCCAAGGCCGUGUCAAGGAGGAUGUGCCGGAGGAUGUGAGACGGCAUAAUAAGGAGAUGGAGGGUAGGUAUGAUCGUGCGUACAAUCAGAUUGCAGACGAAGGGACGCAUAAUAGGGGGAUUUGGCAGGGGGAUAAUGCGUUAAGAAAUGAUCAAAAAGGGGGGAGCAGUUGA
Messenger RNA from Talaromyces proteolyticus, 594 nucleotides. Its product is annotated as serine-rich protein. The transcript has 2 exons. The record is from RefSeq and is a predicted model, not a curated record. Bases 1 to 594 code for a protein of 197 amino acids. NCBI's taxonomy places the organism in Eukaryota, Fungi, Ascomycota, Eurotiomycetes, Eurotiales, Trichocomaceae.